Cyanistes caeruleus (blue tit) is the source of this 3497-nucleotide messenger RNA. It is a transcript of the gene TMC5, whose product is annotated as transmembrane channel like 5. Gene Ontology annotation, molecular function: mechanosensitive monoatomic ion channel activity. The record is from RefSeq and is a predicted model, not a curated record. Lineage: Eukaryota; Metazoa; Chordata; Aves; Passeriformes; Paridae. Gene Ontology annotation, cellular component: plasma membrane.
UGCUCGCUGGAAUUCACCUGCCCAGAGCGGUGCCCGGAGCUUGGUGUCAGCCCUGCUGCACGAACGGCGCCUCACAGCUUUAUCGCCCCCUUAGUCACAUCCGAGCUUCCUCUGCCUUUAGCUGCAAGGGCUGGUCCCGUGGGAGAACCAGCCACAUUUCCUUGAGGUCUGUAAUCAGUCUUUCCAUUAACAUAUUAAUGAAGCAGUAGAGACAAAAAUAAGGAAGAUUUCAUCCUUCAAAUCAAGGACUUGUCAUGCAUUAUCAUUACAAUGAAGCCUUUGAAAAUCCAGACUACCACUUCUCAGAGACAUUGGAAAUUGAUAGAAGAGGGAGCUCUCAAAGGAAUCAAUUCUCUCACCAAACUCCUUAUGAUUCAUCUCUGCAUGGUUCCUAUGGAGAACACAGAGGGAGGGAGCAGAACUACCCUGUGGCCAUCCCAAUGUCCUCCCUGGGACCUGGCUCUGACUACAGCCAGAAUUUACCCAGCACAAGUCCAUAUGGAAAUUUCACAGACAAUAUUUCCUUUGAGUCUGAGCCAGAACUGAUUCACACCCGACAUUCUACCCUCCAUCUGCUGGAUUAUCCCUAUACUCAUGGAAUUUCCAGUGGAUCAGAAGACAGCUUCAUUCGGAGACGCAACCGAAGACCACCUGAUGAGAUCUUCAUGGCUUCUUCCAGCACACUGGAAACAGAUCCAGCGUGCAGUAAAGAGGAAGAUUUAGUUGGAAGUCUUGCAAGUAUGUCCACCAAUGAAAGGAUGAAAGCAAUGCAGAAGAUGCCAGAGACCAUGGGAAAAAAGAGAGAGAUUAGAAAUAAAGUUCUUAAAGAAAUAACAAAAAGAUCAAGGCACCGUGGUGCUCAGCUUUCCUGCUGUAGACAGUGUCUGCAGGGAGCAGCAGUGUCAUUUCGGCGAUUUGGAAAUGCCCUUUCAGAAUAUUUUCACCAGCUGCGGGUAUGGCACAAGACUCUGAAGAUCAUUGGUGCUGAAUUUGGAACAAGUGUUCUUUCCUACUUUGUUUUCUUGAAGUGGCUGCUAAAUUUUAACAUCUUCUCAUUCCUCAUAAACUUUGGUUUCAUCACAAUUCCUCAGUUUCUUGCAGCAGAACCAAAUAACCUUUCAUUCAUGGGCCUGGAGCUGCUCACUGGAGCUGGUUAUUUUCAACAAACAGUGCUCUACUAUGGAUUUUACACCAAUGCUACAAUCAGUAAAACGGAGAAUGGUCCAUCUUACAACAUGCAGCUGGCCUAUAUCUUCACUGUUGGAAUAUAUUUUGUCAUCUGUUUUCUUAUCUUGUUGUUCAGCAUGGCAAAAUUCUUCUCCAGGAACUUCACUAACUCUGAGCUAUUUUCUGUGAAUAUACAAGUUGCCAGCAAGUUGCUCUGCAUUUGGGACUUCAAUAUAACUAAUGAAAAAGCUGUGAAGCUGAAACAGAAGAAUCUCCACACACAAAUAAAGGAAGGCCUCACUGAAGUAAACACAGAAGUUCUAAGUUUUUCUGUAAAGGAGAGAGUUCUUCGUCUUGCUAUUCAUCUUCUUGCUUGGGUUGCUUCCCUGGGAACAGCAGUAGCUGCUUGCACUGGUGUUUACUUCCUCUCCAUUAAUAACCUCGAGCUGUUUAUGAAAGGGCAUAGAAGUGAUCUAGAGAGCCAAACUGCCACGUUGGUGCUACCUGUGAUUGUAUCUCUCCUCAACACAUUGAUCCCAUUCUUCUUCUCCUGGCUCGGGCACCUGGAGAAGUUUCAGACUCCUGGACAGCACAUAUAUGUCACUAUUGCCAGAAAUAUCAUCCUGAAAAUGUCAAUUGUUGGAAUACUGUGCUACUACUGGCUUAACAUUGUGGCUACCUCACAGUCACAGUGCUGGGAAACUUUGGUUGGCCAAGAUAUCUAUCGUCUUGUUCUAGUUGACUUCAUAUUUUGUUUGCUUGGCUCUUUCUUUGGAGAGUUUUUACGAAGAAUUAUUGGAACUACAGUCUGCAUGAACCUGGGGCUGCCAGAAUUUGAUAUUGGACGAAGCGUUUUAGAUUUGAUCUAUUCUCAGACUUUGACCUGGAUUGGUAUCCUGUUCUCACCUCUGUUGCCUGGUAUCCAGAUGAUAGCAUUUUUUAUAGUAUUUUUUGUGAAAAAGGUCAGCCUGAGGAGGAAUUGCCAGCCCCCUCGCAAAGUGUGGAGAACUGCUCAAAUGACGACAUCAUUCAUUUUUCUGCUGCUUUGUCCUUCCUUGCUUGGAGUCCUGUCUGUCAUUGGAGUCACUGUCUGGAGGUUAAAACCUUCAAAAGAAUGUGGUCCUUUCAGAGGUUUGUCUUCUAUGUAUGCUGCAGUCACUGAGUGGAUACAAAUACUGGAAAGUUACACUGCCUCAAAAUGGGUAGUGUGGAUCUACCAUAACUUAAUUACAAAUCAACUUUUCUUCUUCAUCCUCUCUACUUUUGUACUAAUUGUUACUUAUAUUUACUGGCAAAUAAUACGAGGAAGAAAGACCAUGACCAAACUCUUACUUAAGCAAAUCAAUAAUGCAGGAAAAGAUAAGCAAUUUCUGCGCAGAAAGCUACAGGCAGAGCAAAGGGCAAAACGAAGCUCAUCUGCACGGGGAGGAAGAGGCCAGCAGAGAAGCUCCUCUUCAUACCACCCCUCCAGGCAACCUGCCCAGGAGGUGCCAGGCUACCCAGGAAGGGCAUUUGACACAAACCAAAACACAUCCUACAAUGAGCAUCCCUUUUCUGCUGAGAUCUUGAGCAGCAGUGACUUUCUACCAGGCUGGGAGCCCGGUGCCGCCCGGGCCGUGGCGCUCGCCCUGCGCGCCAGGGAAGCGGCGCUGGCAGAGGACAGCGGAGGAUUUCAGCCCUGAGCAACACCCAGUGAAGAAGGCACUGUCUGCAGAAAGCCAUCCUCUGUUGCACUAAUGACUGAAUCACCCAAAUACCUAUUUUACAUCUAAAUGGAAGAAAAAAUAAUAGAAGAACAGAUUGCAAAAUGCAUCAGGACAUCAGUUUUUUUUACUGUGUUAGGGAAUAUCCACCUGUUGAGGUUUUGCAGCAGUGGUAUUUGGUGACAGCCUUCCCUCAGGACUGGCAUCACCUCGAUGCACUAAGGCUCCCUCCACAGCUGACCAUGUGUUGUUGACUAAAUACAAGGAAACUUGUGCCUAACUGUAAACAAAAGUUCUGUUUUAAAAAUAUUUUUCUAACAGUUACAUUGUUUAAAUCUAAAAUAAUGUUUUGAUCUAUACCAAACCUGAAGUAUUGGUCAAAUAAACAGAAGUAUAUUAAAGUGCAGUUGUUUUUAAUGACUGAGACAUUGUAAUGGCUGUGACAUAAUUUGUGUGAACAGGGUUCAUUUUUCUGAGCCACUUUUAGUUUAUUAGUCACUUAAGAGCAGCUCUGAUGAAGCCAUCGGAACUAAGAGUGACUACUUAGCAAAUUCCCAUCUGUGUAAAACUAUUGCUUGUAAACUGAGAGUUUAUACAUCUUUUCCUAUAAAGGACUGAUUGGAAUUA